CCCUCCGGUAACCCUCCGGGACUCACCGGGACCCUCCGGUACUCACCGGGACCCUCCGGGACCUCCCAGGUACCCAGCGGGACUCACCGGGAUCUCCUAGGAUGGCGAGCGAGCGGCUGCGCAGCGCCCAGGACCUGCUGGACCUGACCUUCCAGUCGCUGGCCAUGCAGCACAUGGACCUGAAGCAGGUGGAGCUGGACACGGCCGUGGCCAGAGUGCCCAAACCCUUUAUCCUCACCCCAAAUCCUUUAUUCCCACCCCAAAUCCGUGUUCCUAAAUCCCUUUUCCCGGUCCCAGCACUGGCCAUGCAGCACAUGGACCUGAAGCAGGUGGAGCUGGACACGGAGUCGCUGGCCAUGCAGCACAUGGACCUGAAGCAGGUGGAGCUGGACACGGCCGUGGCCAGACGCUGGCCAUGCAGCACAUGGACCCUGAAGCAGGUGGAGCUGGACACGGCCGUGGCCCAAGGUGGACGAGCUCUCCCGGCAGCUCGAGUCCCUCUGGACGGACGGGCCGGGCCCCCCCCCCCAAGGAGCAGAGCAGCCCCCGGAGCCGCUCGAGCCGCCGGAGCCUCCUCGGGGACGGUCUGGAGCUGGGGGGGGGGCUCGGGGACCCUUUGGGGCGACCCCCGCCCCAUUUCCUGGGGGGGGAGCUGGAGCGCGCCCCCUCCCCCCGGCCCAAGGUGCUGGCGGUGCCCAGCCCGGGGGGCGGCAGAGCCCCUCCCCACGGCCCCUGCGGCCCUUCGAGCUCCUGGGGGGGCUCGGGGGGUCCCCGGGGGGGGCGUUCGGCGCCGAGAGACCCCCGGCCCCCCCCCCCCGUACGAGGUGCAGGCGCUGUACCCGUCCCUGAGCGGCCCCCCCGGAACCUUCCGGGCACAGGAGGAGCUGGGUGCCAAGCGGCGCCCGCAGCGGGGCUGGAACGAGUCCGACCUGGACGUGGCCUACGAGAAAAAACCGCCGGGCCCGGGGGGCUACGACCGGACCCCCGAGGGCCAACCGCGCCCCCCCCCCGGUGCUGUGGAGGGAAUCGAGCCUGGACGGGGCCGGCCCGGGCAAGGACGGCGCUUUCGGCGCUCACAGCGCCACCCUGCCGCGCAAUUACAAACUGUCCCCCCUGGAACGGCGACAAGAGGGGGGGGGCCCCCCUUUUCCGCUCGCCCCCCGCGGCCAGGACGCUGCCCCGGGGGUGGCCCGGGCCAGCAGCCGGUGUCGCGCAUCCCGGUGCCCCCCGCCCCGGCCGGGAGACCCCCCCGGCACAAGCCGCUGCCCCUCUCCAUGAUCUUCAGGCUGCAGAACGCCUUCUGGGAGCAGGGCGGGGGGCACAGGGGGCUGCCCCCCCUCAUCGCCCCCUCCCCGGCCGGGGGGGCAGCGCGGGGGUCGCCCCAAAAGAUGCCGGCGCUGCCCCCGGCCCCGCCCGCGGCGGCUGGGGGGGAAGCUCCCACCCGCCCCGCGCCCCCCGACCCUCCCGAGGCCGAGGCGGAGCUGGAGCGGCUCCUGCGCUGCUCGGACGCGGAGGGGCCCGCGGAGGGACCCCCGGAGGGACCCCCGGAGGGACCCCCGGACGCUCCCCCGGCGCGGCCGCUGAGCCCCACGCGGCUGCAGCCGCUGCUGCCGCCCGAGGCGCGCCGGGUGCCCGAGUUCCAGGAGGUGGCGCGGGUGCUGGCGGAGAUGCCGCGGCCGCUGAAGCGCCGGGGCUCCAUGGAGCAGAGCCCCGGGCCCGCCGCCGCCCCGGCGCGCACCCGCCACUACCGGCAGCUGAUCCCGCGCCUGCUGCACCGCCCCGGCUCGCCGGCCGCGCCGGGGGACGGCGCCGAGGCGCUGCCCCUGUCGCCGCCGCCGCCUCCUCCUCCUCCUCCUCCUCCUCCGCCUGCUGCUGCUCCGGCCGUGGAGAGCGCGGCCCCGGCGGGGCAGGGGACGGAGCUGCGCUCGGCCCUGCGCGACCCCUCCUCGCCGCGGCGCCGCCCCGGGGCGCGGGUGCGGCUGAACCCGCUGGUGCUGCUGCUGGACGCGGCCCUGACCGGGGAGCUGGACGUGGUGCAGCAGGCGGUGGCAGAGCUGAACGACCCGAGCCAGCCCAACGACGAGGGCAUCACGGCGCUGCACAACGCCAUCUGCGGCGCCAACUACGCCAUCGUGGAGUUCCUGAUCGCCAGCGGCGCCAACGUCAACUCCCCGGACAGCCACGGCUGGACGCCCCUGCACUGCGCGGCCUCGUGCAACGACACCGGCGUGUGCGUGGCCCUGGUGCGCCACGGCGCCGCCAUCUUCGCCACCACGGCCAGCGACGGCAGCCUGGCGGUGGAGAAGUGCGACCCGUACCGCGAGGGCUACGCCGACUGCUCCAGCUACCUCACUGAGGUGGAGCAGGGCAUGGGCGUGCUGAACAGCGGGGUGGUGUACGCGCUCUGGGAUUACAGCGCCGAGUUCGGGGACGAGCUCUCGUUCCGCGAGGGCGAGCCCGUGACCGUGCUGCGCCGCGAGCCCCCCGAGGAGCUCGACUGGUGGUGGGGGUCCCUCUACGGCCACGAGGGAUACGUGCCCCGCAACUACUUCGGGCUCUUCCCGAGGGUCCGGCCGCAGAAGAAGAAAAUCUGAGGGGGGGGGGAGGUCCCAGCCCCCUCCCCAAAUCGGGACACGCCCCCUUUGCUGUCCCCUCCCCCCCGUGGUGUUCUCCCUUUUUUUGGGAUUUUUUGGGAAUAAAAACCUCCGGAUGCUC
Passer domesticus (house sparrow) is the source of this 2715-nucleotide messenger RNA. It is a transcript of the gene PPP1R13L, whose product is annotated as protein phosphatase 1 regulatory subunit 13 like. Gene Ontology annotation, molecular function: p53 binding. Gene Ontology annotation, biological process: regulation of apoptotic process. Lineage: Eukaryota; Metazoa; Chordata; Aves; Passeriformes; Passeridae. The record is from RefSeq and is a predicted model, not a curated record. Gene Ontology annotation, cellular component: nucleus.